Penicillium macrosclerotiorum is the source of this 3810-nucleotide messenger RNA. RefSeq names its product putative nonribosomal peptide synthase (gene nrps6). Gene Ontology annotation, cellular component: cytoplasm. Gene Ontology annotation, biological process: secondary metabolite biosynthetic process; amino acid activation for nonribosomal peptide biosynthetic process. The coding region runs from base 1 to 3810 and encodes 1269 amino acids. Gene Ontology annotation, molecular function: phosphopantetheine binding; catalytic activity. NCBI's taxonomy places the organism in Eukaryota, Fungi, Ascomycota, Eurotiomycetes, Eurotiales, Aspergillaceae. The transcript has a single exon. The record is from RefSeq and is a predicted model, not a curated record.
AUGUCGCACAAAAUGAGAAGUGUUCCCGAUUUUCACCCCGAAAGCUUUCCAGUAGCACUGCCACCAUUCAAUGGUGACCAAAGCUCGGCGAAAGAUCGAAUUAAUCUGGUUAUUGACAACUGCAAUAAUUCUCUGGGGGAUGGCAGGUUUACCAAAGCUUUGACACUGGCAUGGGGAAUUGUGCUGGUCCACUAUACCAGUUCAAACGAUGUGCUAUUUGGCAUUGCACGGCCACCCUACUCUGGUCUGCAGCCAUGUGCUUUGAGACUCCGACCAGAGGAUUCCAUCACGGCGGCAUUUGACCAAGUCCAGGAUUCUAUCACUGCAACAUAUGAUGCAGUUCAAGAUACGGGCACCCUCAAAAACAUUCUCCAGAUCGUAGAGGAUGGGGAACAACCCUUCGAAGAGUUAGACAGCACAUGUCCUCUUCAAAUACAUGUUCGAAUUCGGCCAAAUGCUAUCGAAAUUCACGCACUGUUUGACGGAAAAGUUUUGGAAACCGAACUGAUGAAAAUGAUCUUGUUCCAGCUCCGUCAUGUCUAUACUAGCAUCACAAAGAUGUCACAAGCGUCUCUUGGUGACAUUCAAGGGAACAGCAUUGAAGGCAUCGAGAAGAUCCUUCAGUGGAAUGCUCAGGCUAUUCCGCAACGUGAUGAGAGACUGGCUCAUCAUAUAAUCGAGCAAAGAUGCCGGGAACAACCAUCAGCCCCCGCAAUCUGUGCAUGGGAUGGUACGCUGACUUACGGCCAACUGGAUCAGCAGGCCACCAACAUGGCUGCUCGGUUAGUCGCCGCCGGGGUGGGCCCGAAUCGAUUUGUUGGCCUGCUUAUGGAGAAAUCUAUGUGGACGACGGUGGCCAUAUAUGCCAUCUUGAAAGCCGGCGGAUGUUUCUAUCUCAUGGAUGCUUCACAUCCCGUCCAACGGCUCGUUUUGAUGAUUCACAAAACUCAAGCACGGCUCAUAUUGGCCUCAUCCAAGCAUGAAGCAUUGGCGAAGAAGCUCGAACUUCCCACCUGGAUAGUUCCUCGUGAUUUUGAAGAAGAAAAACUACCUCCUGCGCAACCGCAACAAUUCGCAACUGUCCCUGCCGAUAGCAUGAUGUACGCCGGCUUUACCUCUGGUUCGACAGGGGAACCAAAAGGAUUUGUGAUGAAUCAUGCGGCAUUUUCGAGUGGUCUAGAGACCUAUUGUCAGCAGUCCAGCCUGUCAACUCAGUCUCGUGUGCUACAAUAUGCCUCCUAUGCUUUCAUCGUCAGUCUCAUAGACCAGAUUGCCCCUCUUACAAGGGGUUCUUGCAUCUGUGUACCGUCUGAGCAGAUGCUUCAAGACGACUUACUAGGAGCCAUUCGCGAACAUAAUGCAAACUGGGCCAAGCUGACUCCGUCGGUUCUUCGGCUCCUAGAUCCAGCAGAUCUCUCGGGGGUGAAGACCUUGGCCAUUGUCGGUGAAACCAUACCUGUGAAUGAGCUGGAAAGGUGGCAGCAUCGUGGCAUACAACUCCUGUCUCUUUACGGACAGUCAGAGAACUCCAAGUGCUGCUCGUUUGCCGAUCGCAACGAGCCCGGCUGUGACGUUCGCCAGUACAACCGACCACACUGUGCCAUUCCGUGGGUAGUCAAUCCCCAUAAUCCAGACAUCUUGAUGCCAAUUGGUGCAGAGGGUGAGCUGCUACUUGAAGGCCCAUGCGUAAGUGAUGGGUAUCUGGAUAAUCCAGAGCAAAAUCGGAUGACAUUCAUACACGCUCCAGCUUGGCUGAAGUCGAUCCGACCAGAUAGCCAUACCCGACUAUUGAAGACUGGUGAUCUCGUCAAAUACAACCCAAAUGAUGGGACCUUGUACCUGGUGGGCCGUAAAGGAACCCAGGUUAAGAUUCGAGGCCAGCGAAUCGAACUUGCUGAGAUUGAACACCACCUGUGCCCUUUAUUCAACACUAAAGACCCGGCAGUAGUAGAUGUGAUUAUUCCAUCGGAUGAUACAUCCCAAAAUCCCUUACUGGUUGCCUUUGUACCUGUUGGAGACCAACAAUCCAUGCUCAAGCGAGACGGUCUGGUCGAAAAUCUUUUCGCGUGUCCCACCCCUGCUUUCCGUCAAGAAGCCCGAAAGGCCUUGUCAACCCUUCAUGAGGCCCUCCCUAGCUAUCUAACCCCACAGGCCAUUGUGGCUAUUGCAGCCUUACCACAGACCGCUACCGGGAAGCUGAAUCGACGAAUGCUGCGUGAGGCAGCUUCCAGCCUGUCUCGUAAGGAUCUGCUGGCGUACACCACUCAUGACGUUGUUCACCAAGACCCAGUCACUCCGUUGGAAAUUGUACUUCAAGAAACGUGCUCAAGGGUGCUUAAUCUGCCAUCGAGAACAAUCGGAAUGCAGUCCAAUUUCUUCGACCUCGGCGGAAACUCCAUCACCGCUCGAGAACUGGUGACCAAAUGCCGGCAGAGAGGUCUUUACAUUACGGUAGCUGAUCUAUUCCGAUCUUCCUCUUUGUUGACCCUUGCCAGGUGCCAUAAAGAUAACGACGUCUCUGUACCUGUCGAGGCUUCUGAUCCAUUCAAGUCAAUUCGGGAUAAAUUCCUCGCCAAUCUCCCUGCUACUUUAAUAGCGGAUCAGAUUGAGGAUGCUUUCCCAACACUCGAGGAACAACACAUCCUGGCUUCGACACACAUGCUCGACUAUCAUAUAUAUGAAUUGAAAGGCCCUGUGGAUAUAUCUCAACUUCGUCGUGCCUGCCAAGCGCUCGUUGACAAGCAUACCAUCUUGCGGUCGAUUUUUGUUCCUUUCCAAGAGGAAAUCAUGCAGGUCAUUCUACACCAUGUGAAUGUACCAUUUUCUAUCGAAUGUCCACAGGAUAUGACUGCCGACAUGUGGACGAAGUCGUUUUGCGAGGCCGAGCUGAAAAAGACCUAUUGUGCAGAUGAGCCCCGAGUCGAAUUCAAGCUGGUUCAAGGUUCACAAGACGACACCAUUCUGAUUAUCAGGCUUCUACAUGCGCAAUACGAUGCCGUAGGUCUUCAGAAGAUGGUACUUGAUCUGUGGUCUGGAUAUCAAGACCAAGCUAUUCAUAUCGAAUCAGAUUUUGCCGCAUAUGCGAGAGAAUGCGUCCGACAAAGAACCCCCGAAGCAUACCAAUUCUGGAGAGGCCUACUCGAGAACGCACAAGUCACCCCGGCUCCCUUCUCCAAUAUCCCGGUGGCACGGGAGGAAAACGUCUGCUUUGAGCGGGAGAUGCCUUUGCCUACGCCCCCUGCCGGGCGGACUAUGGCUACAGUUGUCAAGGUGGCAUGGGCAACAGUUCUGCAAGAAUGGACUGGCUGCUCUGACGUUGUCUUUGGUCAAUUAAUAGCCGCACGCAAUCUCCUUCUUCCUGGUGUCGACGAAAUCUUAGGCCCCUGCAUCAACACGAUUCCAGUGCGAGUUCACCAGACGCUGGAGUCUGCGGGUCCUCAUGAUCUCCUCCAGGACGUGCAGUCUGAGCAUGCUGAAGGCAUCAGCUUUGAGACCAUUGGGUGGGAUGAAAUGGUGCAGGGUUGUACCAUGUGGCCACGAGGAACAAAACCAGGCUCGGUGAUUGCGUUCCAAAACUUCAACAGAAGCCCCCAAACGCAGUUUGGACCGGUGAGCUGUCGAAAGAGCACACAAUUUUUCAAUCUCCCUCCUGAGGAUACUGUUUGGCUGCUUGUCUAUCCUAGCAGCACCACUGCGUGUUUUGCGCUUGAGGCUUCCAACGCAGUUCUCCGACAGGACGAGGCAGACGCUCUACUGAAACGGUUUUGUGAAGUCCUGGAGGAGAUCUGCAAUAGUUCUCAGAGACCCUGA